AUGAAUAAGUCCUUCAUUGAGCGUAUCUUUCCACACAGCCCAAACAGUGCCCUUCCACGGUACGAAUAUGACUCUUCCUCCCCAGCCAGGUCUUCAACGUCAUCCGCGAAUCGUAUAUCGCUGCGGGACAGGUCCAACAGUCCUGCUUCUCCUUUGAGAUCCUCUCCCCGCUCUGCCAUCAAGGCUGCCCCUCUGAGCACAGCCAUCCACCAUGACGACCCAUUCCUGCCAAUCGAGCGAGCAGCGAAGGCUCUUGAGAGGACUUUGCAGAGCAUGAUCGAUGCCCAAUCGGACGCAUUGGAGUCUGCUCUUCCUCAAGACCAGUAUGACGAUCUGUCCUCAGUAGGCAGCCCAACGCCAACCCCAUCACUGUCAGCAACUGCGCGCGGUGAAGGGCCACGAACGAUGCCAAUCCGACAGCCUAAGCCCCAGAAGCUCACUCUACGCGGCGCCAGAAAGGGUCUAGGCAAGACUAUGAGCGAACUCGUGGCGCUGAAGAAGGAGGAGCUACAUGUCAUCCAAGCCGAGACCAGAAGCCGUGAUGGCGCCCUUCGCAAAGCGGCAGCACACAAGGACAAACGACGGUCACUAGAGACUGCUAUGCAGGAGGCCGCAAGUGAUGGUUCAGCCUCGAGUCCGGCUGCUCUCCGCGCCGAGGCGGCCUCCGUCGAACGUGAAAUUCAAGAACUCGAGGUCCGCCUAUUCGAGCUACGAAGCCGCCACCGCCAUCUACUCAACCGCGCAGAAGAGCACGAGAACGUAAUCGAGUCCAAGCUCAGCUCGUUCAAGCACUCGAUGGCUGCGGCGGAGCGUGAGGUGCAGCAAUUCCUUCGCAACCCACCUGUGCGCUGCAGUCUGAACACCUACGACGACAGCAAAUCCACACGAGGCGGCAUGUACGCACUCACUGCUGAUCGUCGGACUCUGGACAUGGCUGAGGAGCAGUGGUCCACAGAGCAGUCGCUUCUUGCACAGCGGAAGACAAACGUCGAGCGAGAACAGGCAGCACUACAGGACGGAGCCGACCUCUGGCGGGAUGCUAUAUCGCGAAUCAGCGCAUUCGAGAAGUCGUUACGGAGUAAGAUCGAUGGUGGUCUGGAUGGAGGGACAGAUUUGUCCAAUGCGCCGAUAGUCCGGGAUCUUGACACGCUGACGGAGUCCUUGGAGAAUGACUACGCCACAGCAGAGGCGAAUGAUUGGAAGUUGCUCAUGGUGGCGUUGGGUGCUGAGCUUGCGGCAUUGAGCCGAGCUAGAGAAUUACUUGUGGGUCCGUCGCCGCAAACAGAUGAGCCCCAAAAGCCGACUGAGACGGCCGUCAACGGCACGACUUCAGGAAGUCAAGCGGCCUCCAAUGCAGAAUACAGCAGCGGCGAUAACAACCCGCCUGACGGCUUUUUCAACGGUGGCGGAGGCAGCGAGUUACCGCAUUCCAGAAGAAGGAACAGUACAAGCAGUAAUGAGAGUUUGAAGGCGACCUUGGAGCGAUUUGGUGACAGCAUCCAGCAACGAGAAGUAAGGCCUGGUGACCCGACGAAGGGCAAGACGCCGAUGCGAACGGGCAAUCCGUCUCGGAUAUCAAUGAUGGAUGGCGAUGAUGAUAGCGAGGAGGACGAUGGGCCGAGUGCGGAUCUGCUGCUUUCGCGCGGCUAG
This is a messenger RNA of Cyphellophora attinorum, 1650 nucleotides long. RefSeq lists its product as uncharacterized. Lineage: Eukaryota; Fungi; Ascomycota; Eurotiomycetes; Chaetothyriales; Cyphellophoraceae. The record is from RefSeq and is a predicted model, not a curated record. The coding region runs from base 1 to 1650 and encodes 549 amino acids. The transcript has a single exon.